Molecule: messenger RNA, 7837 nt
Organism: Cygnus olor (mute swan)
Lineage: Eukaryota; Metazoa; Chordata; Aves; Anseriformes; Anatidae
Gene: MAN1B1
Product: mannosidase alpha class 1B member 1
Exons: 13
Coding region: 253-2268 (671 amino acids)
Biological process (GO): carbohydrate metabolic process; N-glycan processing
Cellular component (GO): membrane; endoplasmic reticulum
Molecular function (GO): mannosyl-oligosaccharide 1,2-alpha-mannosidase activity; calcium ion binding
Source: RefSeq, a predicted model, not a curated record
GCGCUCAGCGGCGGCCGGGCCCGGGCCCGCCCAGGGGCGCUGAGGGGGCCCGGCGGCCCGGGGCCGCCGUUGCUAGGGCACGGCGGCGCUGUUGCUAGGGCCGCCAUAGAGCUCCGGAAGUGCUGUGGGCCUAGAGCGGCACCCGGAAGCGGCCGCUCUGACCCCGCUCGGCGCGAGGAGGCUGCGGCAUAAUGGCGGGCCGCGCGCGGGGCGGGGGGCGGCCGGGCUGCGGCCCCUGAGGCGGCUGCCGCCAUGUACUCGGCUGCCGCCGCCUCGCCGCCCAGGCGGGACUUCAUCUCCGUCACCCUCAGCCCGGAGGAGGCGGUGGGGGUCGGAGGCUACAACAACAGCAAGGCCUGGAGGCGGCGCUCCUGCUGGCGGAAAUGGAAGCAGCUGUCUCGACUGCAGCGGAGUAUAAUUCUCUUCCUGUUUGCCUUCUUGGCAGUCUGUGGAGUCAUUUCAUUUACCAGCAUGGGGGAACCAUGGAAAAGUUUAACAAACAAAUCAUUGGAUGAGCAGAGAACAGAACCAGAAAUACCUGGAUUAAAGCUGGUGAAUCCAGCUGUUCUGCCAGCGCCACAGAAAGCAGACACCAACGUUGGAGACUACCCCGAACGUUCACCUCAGAAGCAGCCAAAAUUGCCUCACGUUCGGCGUAGUCCUUCCAAUCUUCAGAUCAAACCACCACGGAGGGAUGUGAGGCUGAAGAUGCGACAUGUAACCAGCAAGAUUGUAGAAGAGCCGAUCCAGGCUGAUAAAGAAGAGAAAACAGAGAAAUCUGUUAUCAGCUGGAGAGGAGCAGUGAUAGAACCUGACCAAAGCACUGAGCCUCCCUCUAGUAAAAUAAAGGAGCCAGAAAAACCUUCAUCUUUGGAAGCCGAAGGCCAGAAGGAACCAGUGCCCAUAAAUGAACGUCAGAUGGCUGUGAUAGAAGCGUUCCGCCAUGCAUGGAAAGGAUACAAGGACUUCGCUUGGGGCCAUGAUGAACUGAAGCCUUUGUCCAAAUCUUACAGUGAGUGGUUUGGACUUGGGCUUACCUUAAUUGAUGCCUUGGAUACUAUGUGGAUUUUAGGCUUAAAAGAAGAGUUUGAAGAAGCAAGAAUAUGGGUAGCGAACGACUUAGUCUUUGAUAAAAAUGUGGAUGUGAACCUCUUUGAGAGCACAAUUCGUAUUCUUGGUGGCUUGCUGAGCACCUACCAUCUCUCUGGAGAUAGCCUCUUCCUGGAAAAAGCUAAAGACAUUGGGAAUAGGCUUAUGCCAGCAUUCAAGACCCCCUCCAAGAUACCCUAUUCUGAUGUCAACAUUGGUCGGGGCACUGCACAUCCACCUCGCUGGACAUCUGACAGCACUGUGGCAGAGGUGACCAGUAUUCAGUUGGAGUUCAGGGAGCUCUCUCGUCUUACUGGAGAUGAGAAAUUCCAGAAAGCUGUAGAUGAGGUGAUGAAGCAUGUUCACACGCUCUCAGGGAAAAAUGAUGGACUGGUGCCUAUGUUCAUAAACACCAAUAGCGGGCAGUUCACUCACUUGGGUGUCUAUACUCUGGGAGCCAGAGCUGACAGCUACUAUGAGUAUUUGCUCAAGCAGUGGAUUCAGGGUGGGAAAAAAGAAAAUGAACUGUUGGAAGACUAUAUGAGAGCCAUAGAAGGUGUGAAAAAGCAUCUUCUUCAGAGAUCACAACCCAAGAAGCUUACCUUUGUAGGAGAGCUUGCUCAUGGCCAUUUCAGUGCCAAGAUGGAUCACUUGGUUUGUUUUUUGCCUGGUACUUUGGCACUGGGAGCUCACAAUGGAUUGACUGCUGAUCAUAUGAAACUGGCCGAAGCCCUGAUAGAAACAUGUUACCAGAUGUAUGAGCAAGUAGAGACGGGCCUGAGUCCAGAGAUUGUGCACUUCAAUCUUCAUGCACAAAAGGGCCACAAAGAUGUGGAAAUCAAGCCUGCAGACAGGCAUAACUUACUGCGACCAGAAACUGUGGAAAGCCUUUUUUAUAUGUACAGAUUCACCGGAGAUAAGAAAUACCAAGACUGGGGCUGGGAAAUCUUGCAGAACUUCAAUAAAUACACACGGGUUCCUACAGGUGGUUAUACUUCCAUUAAUAAUGUUCAGAAUCCCAGUAAUCCAGAGCCACGAGAUAAGAUGGAGAGCUUCUUCCUUGGGGAAACACUCAAGUACAUGUUCCUGCUGUUUUCAGAUGACAUAGACUUAAUCAACCUUGACAAAUUUGUAUUUAACACAGAAGCUCAUCCACUCCCAAUCUGGGUGCCGGCAUAGAUAGGGUGUCAGUAGACAUUCCAGUGGUAUUGUUUUUAUCUUCAAGUCACUUUAAUUUUCAGGGUUUGAGGAGAGAUGCUAUAUUGCACCUUUUUUAGGCUUAAACAAAACCUUUGAGAAAGCAUCUCUGGUUUGGAGAAGUCACGUCAGUCUUAUAUCUAAUCCCUGUGCUUUGGUUCUGUGAUGGACAAUCUGUGCAAUAUUAAGCUGCUUUUCCUGGUACUGAUGAUUAUGAGGUUUAGAGAAUAAUCAUAGUGUGGACCAUGACAUUCAUGGGGCUCUGGUGAACCAGAACUCACUUAUGUCAGUCUUAAUAAAUGCUAAUUAAAUAUCAGGAAUGUAGCAAGAUGUCUUAAAGCACAGGGAUGUCUCUGGAGAGAAGGAAUAAGCCUUCAGAUUUAUUCUGGACAUACUGAAACACUUGGUUAUGGUGCCAUUCCUUCAUAAGAGCAUAUGGUGUUUCAGAUGUUAAGUGGAAUAAACGAUGAACCGUAAUUUCCGAGGUAGAAGUUAAAGCUGUCAGUAUUGUUACUGAUACUCUUGAUCUCAUUCCAAACUACCAGGCUAUGCUGCAUCACCUUAGAAGGAAGUGGCAGCAGAGCAACUGUUGUACAGUGUCUUAGUUUUAUAGAGCACUUUGAACAAUCUGUUCAAGCUGUGGCUGAAAUGAAUGAUGGAACAGAAUUUGCUGCUGAUUUGGCUCAAAGUGGUAUAUAAUUUUGUAGACGUUUUGCAGUUUUUUUAACUUAUCUGCAGGAAUGCAGGAGACAAUGUGAAACAAGUGAAACUACACAUGCAUUAUAUAUAUUAAUUGUAUCAGUUAGACCUCAGGUAUUCUGACUGAAAGCUGCUUUGUGAGGUUGGGCACUGGGAAAGCUUGUGAGCGCAUUAGAUAUAAUUCCAAGUCAACCUCCUUCCAUCCCUUCCUGUCCACAUGUCCACAUCUUGCAUUGUAAGGUGUUUGUUGACUCAACAUGCUUACAACUAUACAGCAAAAUUCAGGUUAUUCAUCAUUGUUUAGACUGUAGAGAAGUUGUCAAUUAUUUUGUUGUUGUUAGGGGUUCCUUGGUAGACGUGUUUUCAUCAGAAGUAUUAAAAACAGACAGUCUAGAUGUAUUAUGAGAAUUCCUGGUUGCAAUAGAAUUACUGAAGAUUUCUCAGUUCUUUGAAAAGAAAGCAGACUCAGGUUUGCUUUGUAUAGAAUCUUAUGGGAGCCUUGGGAUCUUUUGUUUUUAUAUGUGCAAAUAGGUUUUAAACCAUGAACUCGGAAAUCAGCUUUCUGUAGUUUUCUGCCUUUGGCUUUGUAUCUACUUGGACAGUUCCGUAUUCACAGAUCACAGAAAUUUGUAUGUAGUUUUAAAGAGGUUGUUCUCACCAAAAUGUCUUUUCCCCUUUUUAAUUAGUUAAUCGGAGCAGUGGGAAGUAUGCAGGUGUAUCGUAGUGGAAGUGAGGUACAGUAUCCUAUAAAUCUAGGGUUGCAAAACAGAACUAAUCUGAAUCUGAUUGUAAUGGUUAAUUUUCCAGUGGCUUAGGCAUAUGUGUAUUUUACAGCAUUUGUAACCAUUGACUUUUAAAGUAAGGUAUAUCUUUAUUUGUUUUAUGCUGAUUAAGUCUGUUUGCUCGAGUCUGAACUUACUAUAAGUGGUCCACACCACUGAAGUCCUUUAAAGAAUAUUUAUCAUUCCAUUUACUAAUGAUGAAGGAAUUUUAUAAAUUGCACCAUUUUCUGUCAUCAAAAAGACCCUGUGAUUUUUCUAGACAGGACAAUUUUGUGCAGAAUUACAAUGUUCCUCCAGUUCAAAUGCCAGCAGUAACCUUGGAAGUAAGUUUCUCAUGUAUACAAUGUAAUCCAGUAGCCUUAGCCUGCACAACCUAUUUGAUAUUAAGAUUUUCUUUGAUGUAACAGAGAAGAAGGAAAUUGCUGUUGAAAUGGAGGAGGAAACACCUUCAGUUUUUUAGUUUGUGAAGCAGGUUUGUGUUACUUUGGAGCUCAGCUUUGGCUAAAAAAUGGAGGAUUAAAAUGAGGUAAAAGAAAAGGAAAAAAAGAUGAAUUCAGUGUGAGUACACAACCUCUUGUUCUAACUUGUGUUGCUUGGGCCUUGUGCCUUCAAUUGCAGCUAGUAUUGAUCCCGUAAUUGCUGAUUUUGCCAUGCAUCAUACGAAUUCCAGACUUCGGUGUUUCACCUAUAGGAGAAGCCCUGUUGAGGGAAUGAAGAGAAGUCUGAAGAUGUGGAAUAUAUCUAGGUGUUCACCAAAAAUCUGUUGUUGAAGUCUUAUGCUGAUCUUAAUGUAGUUGACGCUACGAAUGAGACUGUGGGAGUCUGUGUUAAAAUUUCCUUUUGUGUCAUGUUUAACAUGAGAGUAAUACUAAUCCAUUGCAGAAUGAGCAAAAGGAAGGAGAGAAGAAUAAACACACACUUUCCCAAACACGUUUUUUGUUUUCUAGCUGAGCUUGUUGGUCCAACUGAUUUCUUCUCUACCUAAUUCUUCCUCGGAAACUGAAUUGUCUUUGCAAAGUGUGAUUUUACUGUACUCAUCCUUCAAGUCUGAAGUUAAGAUUGCUCAGCUCUGUUUAGUAUAGAAAGCAAAUGCUUGUUUGACUCCUUUAUCACAUGUGAAAUGGCACAAACCUGAAUAAUAUGACAAAAGCUCAUCUGCUUCUUCCUGUUCUUUUGCAAAAGUCAUUUUAAUUGCUUAUUUAUUUUUACUUCCUUAAUAUAAUACGUUGUGUCCGAUCAGACUGUGAACUUUGUCCAUCUCACUUCUACUAUAUAUUUUACCUUCCUGCCCUCCCAAAGCCAACAGAAAUUGUGCACUUUUUUUUCUUCCAGGGGCGUGUGGGGGUGUACUCUUGUGGUUCUUUGAACCACGGCCUUAAGUCUGGGGUCUGUAAUUCAUUUUGGUGUUUCAGCAUCCUAGUGUGCUUCUGACGCUUAAGUCAAAUGUUGUGGAAACAUCAUCUUUUCAAGCCAGUGAUUUUGUCCUUUUGCACAAAGAGCUGCCUUGGUUUCUCUCCAAGAGCUUGAGUGCCUUGUCUGAUUUAACUAAAGCAAAAAAAAACAGUUGUACCUAGCUAUACUGUUCAUUUAUGCUUUCACUGAGAAACAAAUGGGUAUGGUCACACCCAUAGAGUACUGCACAAAUGUAGGGGUUGGAAACCUCCCACUCUGGGAUUUAAUCUGUAUGCUCAAAGAAAAUUCAAUAGAUGGAUGGGGAGCACGUUUAGCAUCUAAUCUUUGUUCAACCUUUUUGAGAACUGAAUUCUUGCUACCAGACUGGGAAACUGAGCGUUUUGCAAGGUCCAUGGUAUAAGCUUACAGGGGCCCUUCCAUGUUGAACAUUUAAGAUUUUCAGCAUUAAAUGUCAAGCUCAAAUACAGCUGUAUUUACUCCUCCAAAUAGACAAAGAAUCAGCUCGCUUUCCUAUUCUAUACCUGUGUGAUAGUGCAGUGAUAAGGAAUGCAGAUAGGACAGUUUUUUUGCAACUAACAUGUAAACAGUUCUGUGAGUUCUUUGCAUUUCUCCUGCUCUAAGGCUUUUUUUCCCCAACUUCAGAUUGGAAAAGAAUUUUUUGUGUGUGUGUGCGUGCGUGUGUUUGUUUUUGUUAGGUUGUUUUUGUCUGCAAGUAUUGUUGGAACUUAAUGUCAGAGUCUGAAGGCCUCUGCUUCCACUAAAAACGAAACCUUUGGAUAUUCAUGUUUUGUGCCUGCCAGCUUCCCAGAAAACCUGCUCAUUUGCAUGAUCAGUUUCCAAACUCUGACUUAAAGGCUUGUGGCCAGACACACUGUUCUUACUGCUUUGUGCAAUGUUCCCAACUUGUUCAUACCUUCCUUAUGCUGUUAUGUGGUGAUAAAAUAAGCCUUUUCUCAAUGACAUCACUGAUACAGGUCUUAAACCAGCAUUUAUUGACAGUGUUUCAGGUCAUGUACUGUCUGCUUGCACUCCGUUUUCCUUUUGUGUUCCCAGAAAUUCAGCCACAAGCACCCAUCCCACAAUGUGUAUGAGUGGUGACUGCUGCUGUUGGGUUUUCCCUGUCAGUUCACAGAGCACCGCAUAGCCAGGCUUUUCCGCUUAGAUCCCAUCCUUCCUUGCCCAAGGCUUCAAAAUAUUGUGUGUGUUUGUGGUACUACCUUCAGUCUUCAACCACAGUUUGAAGCAUAUUUUUGUAAUUAUUUUUAGUACUGCUCAUCUAUAAUCUGCAUGGAAGUCCAUGUAUAUCUAGUUUAUCCCUUUGCUGUAGUACUUUAGAUUUUAGUAUUCAUCCAUCCAUAUAUAUCAAACACUUGAUGCGUGUCCCUCACACUAUGUGGAUUCCUCUGGGGCAGGUACUGUCUGCAAGAGGAAAAUAAGGGAUCAGCCAUAGUUCAUUGUAAGAGGAUUAUAGAAUUUGUAUCCCUCUGGAAGCUCAUAAGAUGCCUUGGGCAGCUGAUCGCUCAAAGGCACCAAAAAAGCUGGUGUCCAAAGGCGGCAAAUUGCAGAUUACUUUCCAAAAGGCGUACACUGAACUUGUUUGCUUUAAUGUACUGCUGGUUUGGUUUAGGGUGCCUGCUUGCUGGGAGCUAAAGAUGCUGUUAGGUAAUAGAAGCAAGAUGCAAUCCCCUCUCUUUGCACAGACGUCCACCACUGUAUGCCUUUUUUAUGUGGUGCUACUAAUGAGUAAUUGCUAGGGUACAGCAAAUCUCAGUUCAGAAAAGUUGGGGGACAGGGGGUGUCCCUGUGCAUGGAAGAUGAAUACCAGGUUGUAGCUCACUAAGGCAGAUUUGUAUGACCAAUAGUUUCAGAAAAAGAAAUCUGAAGCAUGACUAGUAAUGAGCAAAAGGGAUGCAGACAGCUCUUAGCAGAGGAAUGCAGGUUUUCCUACAGCACAAAUGGGAAGGGAAAAAAAUAUUACCGAGGAUAUAGUUCCAUUAGUAGUCUUAAAGCCUCUUUAUUUGGGGCCUGGAGUUUGACUAAUUGUGUCUUCCUAAUGGUGUUCUUCAUUUGUAAAUAUCUGAACAAUUUGACAAAUGGACUUCUACCUGUUCCUGUUCUUCUUCCCUGCAUUAUUCAGUAGGGGGCAUGGGGCAGAAGCUUUGGCUUUCUGAGCUUAAGAACAGGAAAGAGGUAAGUUAGUCAUAUGCAAACAAAACCAAAUCCUUUUAUCAGCACCUGAAUAUUGUGAAAUAACAUCAGUGAUUGAUAUUGUAGCUCUGGGAACCAAUGUACUGUGAUGGCAGGGAGGACCUGGCAGUGCAAAUACUUAAGGUCUUGUGUUUGAGCAAUGUAAUGUAAGUUGAAGCAAUGCCAUGACUUUGUGUAAGUAAUGCAAGCCUUUGGUGUCCUGUGAGACUUCUCUACUAACUCAUCAACUGAGGCAUCCAACUGAUAACUAAGAUGUAAUAUUUUUGCAAUUAUGCUGAUAUUUAUUGGUAUAUAGUAAUUCUAGUAGGUGAGAAUCUACUUGUUAAAUGUGCAAAGAUGAGUUUACCUUGAAAGAUCAAAACUAUCCUUUUUUAUCUUCUUUGCUUAUACUACCAAGCCAUGAAAUUGUCAUACACUUUAAUAAACUUGUAAUUUAUUUUAAAAAGACC